This is a messenger RNA of Rosa chinensis, 1649 nucleotides long. RefSeq names its product calcineurin B-like protein 10. The transcript has 9 exons. The record is from RefSeq and is a predicted model, not a curated record. Gene Ontology annotation, biological process: calcium-mediated signaling. NCBI's taxonomy places the organism in Eukaryota, Viridiplantae, Streptophyta, Magnoliopsida, Rosales, Rosaceae. Bases 247 to 1173 code for a protein of 308 amino acids. Gene Ontology annotation, molecular function: calcium ion binding; kinase binding.
AGUUCAAAUUAGGUAAAUUAGGAACCAACAAAUCAAAUGAAUCCUUCUUUAGUUAAUCAGUACAACCUCAAUGUUUCUUUCUCUCUAUAAAGUACAAACUAGGUUUAUAGGCAGGCGCCAAUGCAUGCCCUCCCUCCUUCCUCCAGUAUAGUACGUCGAUCUGGUCUAUCUUCCAACUCUCCCUUUCCCUGUGUGGAGUAAAAUCCAUUUGAGUCGGAGAGCAGAUUGAUUCUCCUGAAAAAGCUAAUGACGACGACGAACACAGAGAGGCAGAGAGCUCUUCUUCUGUUGCGCAGGGACAUGGACGCCAGGCUCAGCUUUCUGGAUUCGAGCACGAGCUCGCUCCAAAUCGGCGAGAAGCUGUGUGCGUUGUGCAUACCAGUGGUUGGUCUGAUCGAGGCUUUCAUCUUCAGCUUAGCCGGCUGCUUCGAACAACACCGUCCACGUCGUCACCACCGAGCCGCUUUCACCCACGACGACGUCGUUCGCCUCGCUGCCACCUCCCCAUUUAGUGUAAAUGACGUGGAAGCAUUGCGUGAAUUGUUCAACAAGUUGAGCAGUUCGAUUCUAGAUGAUGGCUUAAUUCACAAGGAGGAGCUUCAGUUGGCUCUGUUCAAAACUCAAGCAGGCGAAAAUAUUUUUCUUGAUAGGGUAUUUGAUGUUUUUGACGAAAAGAAAAAUGGAGUCAUUGAAUUUGAGGAGUUUAUCCAUGCAUUAAGUGUAUUUCAUCCCUGCACUCCUCUUGAACAGAAGAUUGACUUUGCAUUCAGGUUGUAUGAUUUGAGACAGACUGGAUAUAUUGAGCGGGAAGAAGUUAGGCAAAUGGUAGUCGCCACUUUGUUGGAAUCCGGCAUACAGGUGCCAGAUGAAACUCUAGAAACAAUUGUGGAUAAGGCAAGGCUCAUGAGUGUUCAAUCUUUUUUAUUUUUUCAGUUUUUCUUUCUGUGUGCUUGCCAAACUUCCCCUGAAAUUUUAUACUCUGAAAGGCAUCUUUCUUUUCUUCAGACAUUUGAAGAUGCUGAUGCUGAUAAGGAUGGCAAAAUUAGCAACGAUGAAUGGAAGGCUUUUGUAUUUCAGCGGCCUACACUCGUAAAGAACAUGACACUUCCAUAUUUAAAGAACAUCACCACAGUCUUCCCAAGUUUUAUUUUCAACACUGAAGUCGAGGACUGAAAUGCUGGCAAGUUAAGCCAUGCCUAUGAUUUCAUCCUGGAUGCUGAAAUCAGAUGCUGUGUUGGAGUGUAGGAUUCUUCAUGAGACUGAGCUACCAAGAGAGCUGUGUUGUUCUGAUUUGUACAGCAUUGAAGGUUCCCCAGUACAACUGGCACAGGCAAUUUUGAGAUUGAGCUAGUGAAAACCAGCCGCAACCUUAGCAACUGGAAAAAUACAGCAUCCCUACUCCAGAGUGUUUCAGUUUUUGGCCUGAUUCUUUUAAUGAUCGAUCAACCUCUAUUUCUGCUGAUCGAUCAAAAUCAGCUCAAAUUCUUUUAAUGAUCGGUCAACCUCUAUUUCAGUUCCAAAAUCUCGAUCUGAUCAACUGGUUGAUUGUACGCUACUGUCAAUUUUGAAUGCUAUCUUGCACAUAUAAUCUGUUCGAGUAAUUUGUAAGACUAUCGAAAGGGAUAGCGAAGAACCCGUUCAUUUUAUUA